AAAGGACGCUUUUUUGGAUAUAAACAUUGUUAAAAUCGAUAAUUUUAUACAAAUUACAGCAUAUAAUUACACAGAAUUGAUUUUAAUCUUAUAAAAAGUGAACUAUGAACGAAUUAUGUACAGCGUGUUUGAGUGUAGGUCGAAAUUUGUAUCUUAUAGAAGGCAGCGAUAUCCAUCCGCUUUAUACACAAAUCUUGAAUGAAAUAUCGAUCUCGGCUGAGAUGCUGUCAGUCUGCAUGCAGGUGUGCUGGGAGUGCCACGCACUGCUGCGCCGCUUCCAGCGCUUCAAGAAACAAGCGCAGCAAUGUUGCACUGAACUUCUGGGCAUUAAAAUUCAGGACGCGACGUACAAACACAAGUCCCGCCUGGGCGCGGCGCAGUUGCACUGCAUCAGUUUCCCGGAGCCGCCCGUCAAGCUGGAGCCCGCGUCCGUCAAGCGCGAGCCGGAUGACGACACGCAUUGCGAGCCGGAGACCUUCGUCAACGACCUGGUAUACGUCGUGGGGAAGACACUUAAAACUACUAAGGAGAAAAAGAAUUUGAAAAAGAAAUCCAAACAGAAGGUGAAAAUAAAGAAAAAGAAAGCAAUAAAAAAUAAGGAGAGUUCCGAAGCGGGCAGCGACUUUGAUUACGACGCGGCGGAGAGUUACAGGGAGAAGGAGUUCCCGUGUGGACAGUGCGCAGAGAUUUUUAUAGAAGAGAAAGAGUUGGAGAGGCAUAUUGGCAGUCAGCAUACCAUAAAGCAAGCCGGCAAGCCGGAGCCUUUGCCGGAAAAGCCGCAGUGCGUGGAGUGCGGCAAGAUGUUCAGCUCGCGCAAGACCUACCGAUACCACUUGAACGUACUGCACAGGGGCCAGAACAGGUACCCGUGCCCGCGCUGCGGGAAGGUGUACCAGUGGAAGUCCAACCUGGGGCGCCACAUGCGGAGCCACAAGGCGCGCGACAACAACGAGCUGCACUGCGGCACGUGUGACAAGCGCUUCGCGUCAGUCGCGACGUUCCGCCAGCACCUGCGCGUGUCGCGGCGCCACGUCGAGGAGAAGGACUUCACCUUCAUGUGCAACGAGUGCGGCAAGAAGUUCGUGAACAAGACGCGCCUGCGGGACCACAUCGACUGGGAGCACCUCAACAAGAUCAAGUUCCGCUGCCAGCUGUGCAACAAGCCGUUCAAGUGCCACACGUCGCUGUACGUGCACCGGCAGAACGUGCACAAGAACAAAGAGAAGAAGGAAAACCUGUGCCACGUGUGCGGCAAGUCCUACCCGAACGCCGCCAAGCUGAAGUACCACAUCGUGGCGAUGCACACCCGCGAGACCCCGUACCGCUGCGCGCAGUGCGGCGCCGCCUUCGGCUGGUACUCCUCGCUGUACCGCCACGUGCGCGAGGUGCACUACAAGAUGAAACUGCAACCGAACAGGAUAAGGAAGCAAAAGGUGAAAAAGUCGAGCGAUCUCCUCCCUCUCUUGCAAGCGGGCCCCCCCUAGCGUGUGUUUGUACUGAAUAUAUGGCGUUUUACUAUAAAA
This is a messenger RNA of Pararge aegeria (speckled wood butterfly), 1523 nucleotides long. Its product is annotated as zinc finger protein 555-like. Gene Ontology annotation, molecular function: RNA polymerase II cis-regulatory region sequence-specific DNA binding; DNA-binding transcription activator activity, RNA polymerase II-specific. The transcript is spliced from 11 exons. Gene Ontology annotation, biological process: regulation of transcription by RNA polymerase II. NCBI's taxonomy places the organism in Eukaryota, Metazoa, Arthropoda, Insecta, Lepidoptera, Nymphalidae. Gene Ontology annotation, cellular component: nucleus. The record is from RefSeq and is a predicted model, not a curated record. The coding region runs from base 105 to 1484 and encodes 459 amino acids.